Molecule: messenger RNA, 1383 nt
Organism: Pyrenophora tritici-repentis Pt-1C-BFP
Lineage: Eukaryota; Fungi; Ascomycota; Dothideomycetes; Pleosporales; Pleosporaceae
Source: RefSeq, a predicted model, not a curated record
AUGGCAACCUCACUGGCGAGUCAAGAAUCACGACCUCGUCAACUUUACAGCUAUGUCGCGCAACCGCAGUUGUACAGCAACCAUCACCACCCAGACCGCGAAAACAAACCAGAGGGACCUAUUUCGAUUGCAUUUACCCGGACAAGCCGUCGAAGCAUACACACCAACAACGACUUCGUCAAAGGCGUAGUCCACGUCAACGCAAGGUUGCAGGUCAAGAACGUCACCAUUAAGUUUAUCGGCAAGACAACAUGCCGAAUCUCCAACGACCGCAAUCCUACAAACCAACACGUUGUUGAGAUGGAACUGUUCUGCCGCGAACAAGAAUUGUUCAAGAGACCAAUGCCUAGUGCCUCUUGCCCUCCUUCACGCGUAGAGUACCUCUUCGAGUUUUGGUUCCCGGAAGCGGUGGAAGAAGCUCCUCAAACGGGGAACCACCCGAACUUCAAGGCAGACAGUAUUUUCGAACACGAGAGUGGUCAUAUGCUUCCACCAUCCUUCUGGUGGAAUGAAAGCACCAUCUGCAACGAGUACUUUCUGAGAGCAGAGUGUGUCGCGGAAUCGAUUUCAUUCACCCUAAACCCUGUCGUGAUACAUCAACUGCGCUUCAGCCCAUCAGUCCCGGAACAGAGCCUCCCAGCUUCGACUCCCCUCUUACCAGCGCCACCAUUAAGGCUAGAGCGCAAGUCUCAGCCGCAGUCGCAGUCUCCAGCUCCGUCGAAAGAGCGGCGUCUCUCGCUAAGACGGCUAACCACGGGCCUACGUGGCGGGGAUAAGAGCGAAGAUGCAUCAUGCACAUCUUUACUAGUACUCAGCGCGCCAUCCCGGUACCGCGUGGGUGCCAGUAGCAGGAUCAAGCUAUCACUUCAAGCAACAUUGAGCGAGGGUCUCGAUCAACCAGCACCCAUAUACCUCCGGGGUAUCCGCGCACAAGCCAUCGCACACAUCCGCUACCGCAUUCCCGUUGCCUCCCUACCCGAGGAAGAAAUACGUAAGGAGAGCAUUGAAAAGUUUGACCUCUUCAACCAGCGCUACGUCAAACCUGGCAUAGAGAUAACACCAGAAACUAUUCUGGACGGCUUCGAAAUCAACAAAAUUGUACCGCCAACUUUCAAGACAUAUGGUGUCGCAUUGACGUACGACGUCAAGUACAAUCUGUUGCUAGAUUGUGCGGGCAAAGAGUCGGAGCAUGAAGUAGAGAUGAAGGGCAUUGUCAUUGAGCCCAUGACGCGACCGGGCGGUCAUCUUGGUCCGCCGGAAGGUCCGCCACCUGCCAAUGGCUCAGAGGAGAGUUUUGCCAUGGAGGACAUGAUGCGAAAUGCGGGACAUAGUAACGGAACGGCCGGCGAUGAGCCACCACCGUAUGCCAGACAGAUGAGCUGA